Molecule: messenger RNA, 1089 nt
Organism: Neltuma alba
Lineage: Eukaryota; Viridiplantae; Streptophyta; Magnoliopsida; Fabales; Fabaceae
Exons: 5
Coding region: 468-836 (122 amino acids)
Source: RefSeq, a predicted model, not a curated record
UGGAGAGUAUUAUGGUCAUAUCGCUGGUACUCCAACAGCAUUUAUCCAGGCAAUAAAACUGUGCAGCGUCCUCCAGAUACAUGCCCACCAUCACAUCCAAAUCAAACAAGAUCAGAAAUUGACAUUUCGAAAUUUACUGGCGCAUCGUCCUUUUCCUUCCCUUUUUCCCCUAUUAUUUUUAUAUUUUUGCCGAAGCAUCGUCCUUGUCCUUUAAGUCCCAUAUAUGUUACAGAAUCCUAUGUUGAAGAAUCCUUGCAUUCUGUCCCUCUAUCAUCAUCAUUCUGUGCUCCAACGUGAGCAAAGGACGACAUGCUGAAAUAAUUUUGGGGAGCAUCAGUUCUUUUCAAAUACUGUGUCAUUUCAAGGAGAAAACUGUAACGGAGCUUGGAGCUCAUUCUAGAAGAAAUAAUCACUAGAUGUUAUUAUUUUGCAAUUAUUGUGUGGAAUGAUCACUCAAUUUGGAUGUGAUGGAAGUCAGUGCAGUUAGUUCACAUUCCAAUAGGUUGCAAACCUUGAAGCAUUCAACAACAGCAGAUGACGGGAAAAUGCCUUGUGAAAAGGGAUAUAGAAGUACUCGUAUCAGUGGGAAGCCAAAUUUGACAAACACUUCCUCUUUUGUUAAUCAUGCUGCAAUUGCAUGGCAUGAGGAGAGAAGAAAGUGGGUUGGAGAUAAGUCUCAACAUCCACCAAGAAUGGCUAAAGACCCAAUUAUUAGUUGGUCGACGUCAUAUGAAGAGUUACUUUCUACUAAUGAACCUUUUGCAGAGCCAAUACCUUUGCCGGAGAUGGUAGAUUUCUUGGUUGAUAUUUGGCAUGACGACGGGCUCUUUGACUAAUUGUUCCAAGGUUGAAAUAAAUGUCGACUGAAGCAAGAACCCUGUAAAGCCUUAAAGCUCCAUUCAUUUGCCACUCACUGGUCAUGAUGGUUAUAAGAGAGGGAUACUAUUGAGGAUCAUUACUUUAUCCUCCUAGUACAUUUUUUUCUUUUUCGCAAGAAAACAGAUGGAAAGUCCCUAGUUCUCGUUGAUUUAAGAGAAAAACCAAUUGAUAUGUUUCAUCACUGCACUUUUAUAAGCCGUUUCUUACAAG